AUGGCGCGUAAUCUCCGCCCUGCAACAGCUCCCUACAGCGAGCCCCUUCUCCCCCAGCUCGACGUCCGCAAUCCCUACUAUACCGACCUGCAUCACAACCUACGCGCGUGGGUCCGCGAUUACGUUGACACUUCGAUCGCCCCCUACGCACAGGAGUGGGAAACUGCAGGGCAAGUUCCCGAGGAGGUUCGACGACGUCAUUGCGAGCUCGGCUUCGGCAUCGUGCACCCUCUCACGACGGAGGAGCACUCGGCUGGUCUGCCGCUGCCGGGCAAUGUACCCCGUGACAAGUGGGAUACCUGGUGCACGUUGAUUGUCGGGGAUGAGUUGACCCGUGUGGGCUUCGUGGGUGUAAUCUGGGGCCUUGGCGGUGGGAAUAGCAUUGGGUGUCCACCUAUUGCGAGGUUCGGUACGCCGGAGCAGCAGAAGCGAUGGCUUCCCGGUGUUGCGAAGGGUGAUCUUCGAUUCUGUUUAGGAAUUACGGAGCCAGAUGCUGGCUCGGACGUGGCCAAUAUUAAGACCACCGCCAAGCGAGAGGGCGACCACUAUAUCGUCAACGGAGCGAAGAAAUGGAUCACCAAUGGUAUCUGGGCCGACUAUUGCACUGCUGCAGUACGCACUGGCGGUCCCGGACGAUCGGGCAUCAGCUUGCUUGUCAUCCCCCUGAAAGCCGCAGGAGUGACUCGCCGGAAAAUGUUUAACUCGGGUGUCAAUGCGAGCGGCUCAACCUUUAUCGAGCUAGAUGAUGUCCGUGUCCCAGUUGAUCAUCUCAUCGGCGAAGAGAACAAGGGUUUCCCUCUCAUCAUGUCUAACUUCAACCCCGAGCGUCUCUCACUUGCCUGUGCAUCCCUGCGACUCGCUCGCGUCUGCGCCGAAGACGCUUUCAACUACGCCAUACAACGGGAGACAUUCGGAUCCCCCUUGAUCCAGAAACAAGCCAUCCAAGCAAAGAUCUUCAAAUUCGGAUUGAUGAUUGAGCCGGCAUAUGCAUUCAUGGAGCAGCUCGUUAACGUCCUGGAGCUCACCAAGGGCCGACCAGUCGACGAUGUCAAGAUCGGCGGUAUGACCGCCUUGCUGAAGGUCAUGUCUACAAGAGCGCUGGAGAAGAGUGUUCGCGAGGCACAGCAGAUUCUUGGCGGUGCUGGGUAUAAUAAGGCUGGUAAGGGAGCUAGAAUCGAACAGGUUAGUCGUGAUGCUCGGGUACAUGUCGUCGGUGGUGGGAGUGAGGAAAUUAUGAUGGGCCUGGCGCUGCAGGAAGAAACUAAGGCUUUGCGGACAAGACGGAAGGCGCUUGAAAAGAGACAGUCAAAAGUUUAG
Messenger RNA from Penicillium daleae, 1317 nucleotides. Its product is annotated as acyl-CoA dehydrogenase family protein. The record is from RefSeq and is a predicted model, not a curated record. Gene Ontology annotation, molecular function: flavin adenine dinucleotide binding; oxidoreductase activity, acting on the CH-CH group of donors. Bases 1 to 1317 code for a protein of 438 amino acids. The transcript has 4 exons. NCBI's taxonomy places the organism in Eukaryota, Fungi, Ascomycota, Eurotiomycetes, Eurotiales, Aspergillaceae.